Messenger RNA from Penicillium argentinense, 1335 nucleotides. RefSeq names its product ethanolamine-phosphate cytidylyltransferase. Gene Ontology annotation, molecular function: ethanolamine-phosphate cytidylyltransferase activity. The record is from RefSeq and is a predicted model, not a curated record. Lineage: Eukaryota; Fungi; Ascomycota; Eurotiomycetes; Eurotiales; Aspergillaceae. The transcript is spliced from 4 exons. Gene Ontology annotation, cellular component: cytoplasm. Gene Ontology annotation, biological process: phosphatidylethanolamine biosynthetic process. The coding region runs from base 1 to 1335 and encodes 444 amino acids.
AUGAGCUCUACACCUCUUGACGAACAAGUCCCCUCACCGGGCCAAUGGCCUGUGGACCCCCAGGAGGACCAGCCCAUCUCUGAAGAUAAGAUUUGGGUCGACGGCUGCUUCGACUUCACCCACCACGGUCAUGCUGGCGCCAUGCUGCAGGCUCGCCGCCUUGGCAAGGAGCUUUACGUGGGCAUUCAUUCCGAUCAAGCCAUUUUAGAAAAUAAGGGUCCAACGGUCAUGUCUUUGGACGAACGUGUCUCUGCAGUUGAUGCUUGUCGCUGGGCCACUCAGAGCGUCCCGCACGCUCCUUACGUGACAUACUUGCCUUGGGUUUCGCAUUACGGCUGCAAGUACGUUGUCCACGGUGACGACAUCACCUCCGAUAGCGAUGGCAACGACUGCUACCGAUUCGUCAAGGCCGCUGGCCGCUUCAAGGUCGUCAAGCGUACCCCUGGUAUCUCUACAACCGACCUGGUCGGCCGCAUGCUGCUCUGCACCAAGAACCACUUCGUCAAGUCUGUUAAGAACACUCUGUCCGGAGAGGAGGGAUCAGGAAGCCCCGAGGAGCGCAAGGCGACUGCCACGGAACUUCUGCAGAGAAUCACCGACUAUGCGACUGACGAGAGCGGCCUGCAACCCGGUCCUCAGGUCUGGACCUGGACCGGCUCGGGCACCGCGAAGAUCGACGACCACAUCGAGGAAGCCGGUAAAUACGAGACUUUGGUCAAUGGAAAAGGGCCCAAGCCUGGUCAACGGGUCGUCUACGUCGAUGGAGGGUUCGAUCUCUUCUCGUCAGGUCACAUUGAAUUCCUCCGCAAGGCCAUGGAGUACGAAGAGGCCGAAGGACGUGCACGAGGCUGGUACGAGCCCGAGCAGAAGGAGAAGAGGAUCCAGGAGCACGGCGAGGACUAUGCGCCGGCCUACAUUGUCGCGGGUAUUCAUGACGACGACGUGAUCAACCACUGGAAGGGCCUCAACUACCCGAUCAUGAACAUUUUCGAGCGCGGUCUCUGCGUUCUCCAGUGCAAGUACAUCCACGCUGUCGUUUUCUCCGCCCCCUUCGUCCCCAGCCAGCCUUACCUCGAGGCCAUGCCGUUCGGGGUGCCCAGUGUCGUCUACCACGGACCCACAACUUUCAUCCCCUUGACAUAUGACCCGUACACUGCCCCCAAGAAGAUGGGCAUCUUCCGUGAAGUCGACCAACAUGCCUUCCAGCAUGUCAACGCUGGCGAGAUUGUCGACCGUAUUCUCAAGAGCCGUGAGGCUUAUGAAGCCAGACAGCGUGCUAAGCUGCAGAAGGGCGUUGCUGAGGACUUGGUGAAAUCGCAGGAAAGCUCUGCUUAA